AUGUCUCCUGGUGACAACAAACAUGGAGACAACUAUGAAGUGUCUCCUGGUGACAACAAACAUGGAGACAACUAUGAAGCGUCUCCUGGUGACAACAAACAUGGAGACAACUAUGAAGUGUCUCCUGGUGACAACAAACAUGGAGACAACUAUGAAAUGUCUCCUGGUGACAACAAACAUGGAGACAACUAUGAAAUGUCUCCUGGUGACAACAAACAUGGAGACAACUAUGAAAUGACUCCUGGUGACAACAAACAUGGAGACAACUAUGAAAUGUCUCCUGGUGACAACAAACAUGGAGACAACUAUGAAAUGACUCCUGGUGACAACAAACAUGGAGACAACUAUAAAUGGUCUCCUGGUGACAACAAACAUGGAGACAACUAUGAAGCGUCUCCUGGUGACAACAAACAUGGAGACAACUAUGAAAUGAUCUCCUGGUGA
Molecule: messenger RNA, 444 nt
Organism: Pecten maximus
Lineage: Eukaryota; Metazoa; Mollusca; Bivalvia; Pectinida; Pectinidae
Product: testis-specific Y-encoded-like protein 2
Exons: 1
Coding region: 1-444 (147 amino acids)
Source: RefSeq, a predicted model, not a curated record